This is a messenger RNA of Cygnus atratus (black swan), 4479 nucleotides long. It is a transcript of the gene DET1, whose product is annotated as DET1 partner of COP1 E3 ubiquitin ligase. The record is from RefSeq and is a predicted model, not a curated record. The transcript has 5 exons. NCBI's taxonomy places the organism in Eukaryota, Metazoa, Chordata, Aves, Anseriformes, Anatidae. Gene Ontology annotation, biological process: positive regulation of proteasomal ubiquitin-dependent protein catabolic process; protein ubiquitination. Bases 142 to 1797 code for a protein of 551 amino acids. Gene Ontology annotation, cellular component: nucleus; cullin-RING ubiquitin ligase complex. Gene Ontology annotation, molecular function: ubiquitin protein ligase binding; ubiquitin-like ligase-substrate adaptor activity.
GGAAGCGGGCAGCGGGGCUGGCGCCCUCCGGCCGCCGCCGUGGCGCGGUGGCGGAAAGAUGGCGGCGGCCAUCGAGUGAGCGGCGGCGGCGGCGGGCCCGGCGGCGGCCCCGGCGGGCGAGGAUGCAGUAGGGCGCUGACCAUGGACCAUGACGCCCCCACCAUCAGGCCCCGCCGCAUCCAGAACCAGAACGUCAUCCACCGCCUGGAGCGCCGCCGCAUCAGCUCGGGCAAAGCCGGCACCCACUGGCACCAGGUGCGCGUCUUCCACCAGAACGUCUUCCCCAACUUCACCGUGGUCAACGUGGAGAAGCCGCCCUGCUUCCUGCGCAAGUUCUCCCCCGACGGGCGCUACUUCAUCGCCUUCUCCUCCGACCAGACCUCCCUGGAGAUCUACGAGUACCAGGGCUGCCAGGCGGCAGAAGACCUCCUGCAAGGCUACGAGGGGGAGAUCCUGGCCAACGGCAACGACCAGAGAUCCGUCAACAUCCGCGGGCGGCUCUUUGAGCGCUUCUUCGUCCUGCUGCACAUCACCAACGUGGCCUCCAACGGGGAGCACCUGAACCGCGAGUGCAGCUUGUUCACCGACGACUGCCGCUACGUGAUCGUCGGCUCCGCCGCCUACCUGCCCGAGGAGCCGCACCCGCCCUUCUUCGAGGUUUAUCGCAACAGCGAGUCGGUGACCCCCAACCCCCGCUCCCCGCUGGAGGACUACUCCCUGCACAUCAUCGACCUCCACACGGGCAGGCUCUGCGACACGCGGACUUUCAAGUGCGACAAGGUCAUCCUGUCGCACAACCAGGGGCUGUACCUCUACAAGAACAUCCUGGCCAUCCUCUCCGUGCAGCAGCAGACUAUCCACGUCUUUCAGGUGACCCCCGAGGGGACCUUCAUCGACGUGCGGACCAUCGGGCGCUUCUGCUACGAGGACGAUCUGCUGACCCUGUCCGCCGUGUACCCCGAGGUGCAGCGGGACACGCAGACGGGGAUGGCGAACCCCUACAAGGAGCCCUUCAUCAACUCCCUGAAGCACAGGCUGCUGGUGUACCUGUGGCGGAGGGCGGAGCAGGACGGGAGCGCCAUAGCCAAGAGGAGGUUCUUCCAGUACUUCGACCAGCUGAGGCAGCUCCGCAUGUGGAAGAUGCAGCUCCUGGAUGAGAACCACCUCUUCAUCAAGUACACCAGCGAAGACGUGGUCACGCUGCGGGUGACGGAUCCGUCUCAGCCCUCGUUCUUCGUCGUGUACAACAUGGUGACCACAGAGGUUAUCGCCGUGUUUGAGAACACGUCCGACGAGCUGCUGGAGCUGUUUGAGAACUUCUGCGACCUCUUCAGGAACGCCACCUUGCACAGCGAGGCGGUCCAGUUCCCCUGCUCAGCGUCCAGCAACAACUUUGCCAGGCAGAUCCAGCGCCGGUUCAAAGACACUAUUGUGAACGCCAAGUACGGAGGGCACACGGAGGCUGUGCGGAGGCUGCUGGGCCAGCUCCCCAUCAGCGCCCAGUCCUACAGCGGCAGCCCGUACCUCGACCUCUCCCUUUUCAGCUAUGAUGACAAGUGGGUGUCAGUCAUGGAGCGUCCCAAGACCUGCGGCGAUCACCCGAUAAGAUUUUACGCUCGGGAUUCUGGCCUCCUGAAGUUUGAAAUCCAGGCGGGACUCCUGGGGCGACCCAUCAAUCACACGGUGCGGCGCCUGGUUGCGUUCACCUUCCACCCCUUCGAGCCCUUUGCCAUCUCGGUGCAGCGCACGAACGCGGAGUACGUGGUGAACUUCCACAUGAGGCACAGCUGCACGUAGGGGAACACGUGGCCAGGGCGGUGUUCUCCUCGGGUCUGGGCCUCUGCCACAGACACACCAAAGCCGGGCUCUCACGCCUUCUAGGAAACCAAACCAUCGCUCGUGUCAAGAAAUCUGACCUGGGAGCUCCUACCAGCCUGCAUCCCGCAGCCUCAGCUGGGGAAAGCUGAGCAGCCUGAGGCCUGGGAGUGUUUCUUCUGACUCUGUUCGCACUGCAGCGUCCCCACUGCGCUGAGCGCUGCUGCUGUUCCCUACUCCUAUUGAUGAACAAAGCGUAGCUGGGAUUCCUUUCGUGAUUUCCCAGAGGCAUGUCUGUUUUCUCCCCCGUUGUCUGUCUUAGGAUGGCGAGUACGGAGCUUUGCAACGUGUUUGUGGAGCGCUCCCUUCUGCACUGAUGCUUUCCUACCUUGUCAAGACAAACAGCCUGUCCUAGAGGGAAUGGAUGGAAGCCAUGGGGAGGGCUUAAAAAUACAGCUACCUGUGUUUGCAUCUUCAGUAUUAAUAGGGAAACGAAACCCUGUUCCCAUCCACACAAUCUGCUCACGUGAGUUUAAUAUGCAAGAGGUUAGGGAAAAAAAAAGUGUGAGAAAUCACUGGAAUUGAGAGAGAUGAGGUGUAUUCCUGACUCUUAUGCAAGUCACUUAAUUUUUGUGCCUUAGUAUCCGUAAAGCCCCUAAGUGCGAGCUGGUGUGGUAACACCAGAAGGCCAGUGCAGCUGACUGUGUCUCCAGCGUAUGAAAAGGUGGGCACAGGAGGAAGGCGGGUGGCUGGGAGAGGCGUGGGGAGCAACAACGGCUCCUUGCUCACGUCAGAGGACUUCUUUCUGCAGAGCGUGGACAAAUCCCCGUGGGCAUCUGCAGGUUCUGCUGCUGAGGAGAAAAGAGACCCAGCUGCUGGCACCCUCCUGCGCACUGGAGUACGGACGUGGAGGAUUAGUAGCAUUUGGGUCUCCCCGGAAAGGAAGGAGGAGACCUGAAUUACUGUGCGUUGCUGCAGGUUUGCAGUUGAGAGCUGAGUUUGUUGACUUAGGUUGCUUACCUACCCCGUUUGAUACGUUGUUCUCUGUGAGAACCCCUUUGGACAUUCGCAGGCUUCGAAGCACAACCGGCUGGUGCAUUAUGUUCAGCGUGCUGCUGACCGGACCACUGCAGUGUCUGUGCUGCCUCUAGAAUAAGCUCCUGGGUGUAGUAUUACCUGUCCCGUGAGCUGGAGGGGGUGCUGGGCUGCCCUCCUCUGUUAAAAAUGGAGUUUUUGGUUGUAGAUGAACAUCUGGGUUUAUGACUGUGCCGUAAGGCAGUUGCAGCCAUCCCAUGUGAGGUGCAGAGGGGGCUUUAGAAAUUUGGUGCUUGUACGUGGGAGACCCCUGCUUUGAAGGGCCCUGUUGGUGUCAUCUUCGGACCAGAAAGGGCUGUGGGUGAUGUGGCCACAUGCCUGUGAAGGAACAGUAUUAAAGCCACGCGUUCAUUCUGCGUAGUGAUGCGUAGGAAAACAACCGUGUGUGGUGGUGGUGGUGCCUGCGUACAGCGUGGCUAUCAGGCCUUGUAAGGGAAGGUGCCCCAGGGUCCUUGAAAUCAGCCGUCACUCUCGGUCUCGUGGUGUUUCUCUCCUCUCCUGGCCUCCCUAAACGUAAUUCUAGGGCAAGACACUGUAUUUCACUGCUCUUUUCCUGGCGUUUGCACUGUUGGUUUCUCAGGUCUGUCGGGAGCGACUUCAGGUCGGAAGACGGCUAAUAGAGGAGGCGCCAGGCCACGCGUGCUUUGGGUCUGGGCUCCUCUCCACCUGAUAACACUAUUUGUCAAGGUCUUAGGUUUUUAUCCUGUGAUCUGUUCCUCAAACAUUCAAUUAAAGCUCCACAUGGAGAAUCAUUUGCACACUGUAGACCAUGGAAUUACCUCCUUCCUGCACCACUUUCACGUUUGUUCACACUUUCAGUAUGAGGCUAUUCUUUUCCAAAGCUUUCAGCAGCUCUGUCCAAGACUGGGUUUACUCCUUGGUGUCACAGCCUGGGACGUCAGUGCUUAUUAAAAUGGUUGUCGGAUCUCCAUUUAGAUAUUAUUUUUUUUAGGUGGCAAAAAUAUAAACCACUUCAGCGCUUCUACAGUAGGGGCUUUUGCCAGAGUCAGGCUAUCCCGUGUGAAGCAGAGAGCGUGGCACAGCAGACGAUGGAUUAUUGGACUUGGGGCUGAGAGACCAGAGGUCUGUUCUUAGCUCUGCUAUUAAAUUGUUUUGUCACUGGGGGCAAAUCUAUUCCUGUUCCAGCUGGUGUUUUCUUCUCUGUAAAUGAGGCCAAAACCAUAUUUUAAGCUUUUGUAAAAAACACUUUGAGAUUCAUGGAUAAAAAGUGCUGGGUAAGUGCUAAGUAUUUUCUUAUUAUGGUUGCAGACAAACCGAUUGAUUCAUUCUGGGUACUAAUUGUCUUGGAGUAGCAUUGCAGAUCCUCUGGUUGUGGCUGCUGCUGCUGCGUUUUAUAUCUACAACAAAGUUAAUUUUAUUACAGAAAUGUGUUGGAAGAAAAGUCUCUCAUGCUUGAAAUUUUGAUUCUUUAUUAAAAAAAAAAAAAAAAGCGUGUGGUGGGGAGGGUGGGAGGAAAGGGGAGAUAUUUUCUACCUGAUAUUUUUCCUAGUCUAGGAUGAAGAUUUGUUAGCAACACAAGACAAAAAUGGAAUAAACAGAAUUUGCUUU